AUCCGGCGGCACAGGAAGUACUGCAGCACAAAUGUUUUUGCUAGUUAGCAGCUGGCUAGCACGUAACUUGGUCGGUGUUUUCGCCCCCCCACUAACUAGCCAACAAACUAUACCUGAAUGCAGCAUUAUUUUUUAAGUUAAUGCUUUUUCGGGGGCACAGUUUGUCGAUAUCAGGGCAAUGUCGGACAGAAAGCGAACCAGGGAGAAGGAGGACAGACCAGACCACAAGAGACACAAGACAUCCAAACAGGAUUUGGAGAAACUCAAAACACAAACGAAAAGACUCAACCAAGACGUCCAAAAACUGAAACAUGUUGAGACGUUCUAUGAGAAACCUCCACCAGGAUUCAUAAAGGAGCACGAGGACAAACCAGAGGACUGUAUUCCUGCUGAACCAGGAAAUGAAGAAGCCAGGAGCUUCCUGGCACACGCCCCUACCAAGGGGCUGUGGAUGCCUCUGGGGAGGGAGGUGAAGGUGAUGCAGUGUUGGAGAUGCAAGCGCUACGGCCACAGGACAGGAGAUAGGGAGUGUCCGUUCUUCAUCAAAGGCAACCAGAAACUGGAGCAGUUCAGAGUGGCUCAUGAAGACCCAAUGUACGACGUCAUUCGGGAAAACAAAAGGAAUGAAAAAGAAACCAGGAUCCAGCAGCUGCAGCAGCUGCUUCAGGACACCACCUCCUCCAAUUCAGACAGUUCCUCUUCCUCCUCUUCUUCUUCCUCUGACCACCAUCGCAGCAAGAAAAGGAAGAAGAGGAAGGACAAAAAGAAGAAAGACAAGAAGAAGAGAAAAAGGAAACGAAAGCACAAGUCCUCCAAAACCAGUGAUUGCUCAGAUUCAGAUUGAGUGUCUGGAACAUGCUGAUAUACGUACUAUGUGAUUUAAACAUAGGAAGAGACUGUGAAUGAAGUAGCAGCAAUGGUAGAUCUCACGCAGGAGUGAAGUGUUCUGCAGAGUGCCUCAGUAAGAACUGCACUCUGGAGACCUUUUUAAGCCUUUUCUCUGCAGGUUGAACCCCUAAAACUGGAAAUCCACUGCGCAUGACUUCUCCCAGCUGUUUAAUUCUCUCCAGGGCGACAACUUGCAUUUACAUCCACUCAAUUAGAUCACACGGCACAGGGUCACAUGGAACAACUGCUUAAGUUAGUGUGUGUAUGUGUGCCUUGGUGCAUAUGUGUGUCAAAAAGCAUUAGCUGCAUGGGUAAUGAAUCUAAAGUGAUGUGAAAGGAGCCCGCUAGUGUAAGAGAUAAUGUUCUUUUAUGGGGUCUAAUAAGAUAGCAUGUCAGCAAAUACAGUAUGUUAUUAAGAGAUUGUGGUUUCCACCAUUUUUUUUCUAUCCCUGCCAUCUUGCUGCUUUUUAAUACUUUGAUUGUAGAGUGUGUUCAACGCAGAGGUGGGGGGGGAGUCCAAGUUAAACGUUGGAGUACAGUAAGAAUUUGUCUUCCACACAAGCUUGAAUGUUUGAAUGCUUGUGACUGUACAUAAAUAUUUUGAAUUAUUUGAGGUUGGAAUAUGCUUAUUUGCUCUGAAAAAAAGCCACAAAGAUGGGGAAAGAAUGUAUGUGAAUGUGUUCCCUUAUUCUGAGAAUAACAAUGGCUCCUCUUUCUGCAAUGUUUACCCAAUUCAAGGCUACAAAAACAAAGAUGUUAAUAAUCUUAGCCUUGACUUAAUUUGUAUGACUAUUUUUCAUGUUGGCGACAUAAUCUUUUGAGGAUGGUGCAUUGAAACUCCACACACAGAAGUCUGAUCAUUAAAAAAUACACGGCGUA
Molecule: messenger RNA, 1767 nt
Organism: Siniperca chuatsi (mandarin fish)
Lineage: Eukaryota; Metazoa; Chordata; Actinopteri; Centrarchiformes; Sinipercidae
Gene: rp9
Product: RP9 pre-mRNA splicing factor
Exons: 6
Coding region: 179-844 (221 amino acids)
Biological process (GO): RNA splicing
Source: RefSeq, a predicted model, not a curated record